UUUCUAUCUCAUGCUGCAAGGAAAGAAAAUGAUGACCGAGAAAGUUUGAAAGAGAGAAAAAAGUGAUAGAAUCUGGUGGUGGUGGCCUUUGAGCUGUGAUUUAGCUGUCUCUCUCUCUCCUCUCUUUCUCACACGCUCCCCCAAAAUCCCUAGAAAAAUCCCUCUUCAUUUUCUGUCUCCCCAAACAUCCAACCCAAAUCUCCUUCUCUCUCCUUAGAUCUCCCUCCCGUUAGCAUCUCACGUUCCCAACCUGAACCCAGAAAAAAAAAAAAAAAAAAAAAUAGAGAGAGAGAUAUCAAUGUCUCAUAUGUGAUGAAGAACAAGACUAACCACCAUUUCUACUUCAAUCUUCUCUCACUACUACUACUACUACUACUACCCAUCUUCAUCUUUUCUUUCUUUCUCUCCUCUGCAAAUGCUCAUUCUUUCAACAAUGGCGGACUCACAGACACCGAAUCAUUAUACAUCAAGCAACGCCAGUUACUCUACUACAGAGACGAGUUCGGCGACAGAGGCGAGAACGUAACGAUUGAUUCGUCUCUGGUUUUCGAAAACCCUCGUCUCCGAAACGCUUACAUUGCACUUCAAGCUUGGAAAGAAGCUAUACUCUCCGAUCCUCAAAAUUUCACCGGAAAUUGGGUCGGAUCUGAUGUGUGUCACUACACUGGAGUUUACUGUGCUCAAGCGCUCGACAACCACUCGAUUAAAACCGUCGCUGGAAUCGAUCUCAAUCAUGGGGACAUCGCUGGGUACCUCCCGGAGGAGUUGGGACUUCUCACUGAUCUCGCAUUGUUUCACAUAAAUUCGAAUCGGUUUUGUGGAACUGUGCCUCACAAAUUCAAGAACUUGAAGCUUCUCUACGAGCUCGAUCUGAGCAACAAUCGUUUCGCCGGAAAAUUCCCUCUGGUUGUACUGAAAUUGCCGGUUUUGAAGUUCUUAGAUCUUCGAUUCAACGAGUUUGAAGGCAAUGUACCAAACAAACUCUUCGACAAAGAUUUAGAUGCUAUAUUCAUCAACCACAAUCGGUUCCAAUUCGAGUUGCCAGAUAACUUCGGGAACUCGCCGGUGUCGGUGAUUGUGGUGGCGAAUAACAAGUUUCGAGGAUGUGUUCCGGCUAGUCUGGGGAACAUGUCGAGGACUUUAAACGAGAUUAUACUGAUGGAGAAUGGGUUGAGGUCGUGUUUGCCUCCGGAGAUUGGGUUGUUGAAGGAAUUGACAGUGUUUGAUGUCAGUUUCAAUGAGUUGAUGGGGUCGUUGCCGGAGACGAUUGCGGGAAUGGUGAAGUUGGAGCAGCUUAAUGUGGCGCAUAAUAUGCUUUCUGGGAGUGUUCCGGCGAGUAUAUGUAAGCUUCCAAGACUUGAUAACUUUACGUUUUCUUAUAAUUUCUUUACUGGUGAGGCUCCGGUGUGUUUGAGCUUGCCUGGUUUUGAUGAUCGGAGGAAUUGUUUGCCCUCGAGGCCUGCGCAGAGGUCGCCGGCGCAGUGUCGGCGGUUUUUGUCGAAGCCUGCUGUGGAUUGUAGUGUUUUUAGGUGUAAGCCUUUUGUUCCGUCACCGGUGGUGCCUUCGUCUCCACCACCACCACCGGUUUUUUCACCUCCUUCCCCACCACCCUCUCCUCCCCCACCUCCUCCCCCACCCGAUUCUCCCCCACCGCCGCCAUCUCCUCCUCCACCUUCUCCACCUCCACCAUCACCUCCUCCAGCAACAUUGUCUCCACCUCUCCCACCUUAUUGCAUCCACUCCCCACCACCUCCACCGCCAAAUUCACCACCACCUCCACCUCCUCCCUCAUAUUCUCCACCUCCUCCUAUUCCCUAUUAUUAUAAUUCGCCACCGCCUCCACACUAUUCAUCACCACCUCCGCCACCACACUCACCACCACCACCGCAUGUUUAUGCCUAUUCAUCACCACCACCACCGCCUACUGUCCAUUCUCCGCCUCCCCCAAUUCAUUCACCACCACCACCAUCUCCACCACCUUGUAUAGAACCACCACCACCACCUCCUCCUCCACCUUGUGUAGAGUACUCACCCCCACCACCACCCCCCUCACCAUCACCCUCACCAUCAAUUCAUUACUUGCCACCACCAUCACCUCCACCACCACCACCUGUGUAUGCUUCUCCACCUCCACCUUCCCCACCUCCCCCAAUUCACUAUAGUUCUCCACCCCCACCCCCAAUUCACUACCACUCUCCUCCUCCACCAUCACCACCACCAGCUCCAGUCCCAUGUGAACACCCACCACCACCACCUCCUACUCCCGCAUACGAGGGGCCAUUGCCACCAAUCUUCGGGGUUCCAUAUGCAUCUCCCCCACCACCACCUUUCUAUUGAUUCUUUUAAGAAUUUUCCUCUAACCUUCCUCAAAACCGAGCACAAAAUUAUCAGUCACAUUAGCUUAGCUUUCAUUGCUUCUAUUGCCUCACCAAUUAGUUCUUUGCUGGCCUCCAAUCACCAAAAGACAUUGUUCAAAGAAGAGAUCAACUGCAUUUGUGUCGGCAUGCUACUGUCAAUUGUUGAUGAAGAAACAGAGAAGUGGUAAUUUGAAUCGAAAGGGGUAAAGAACAGAAAGUCCCUCUCCAUAUUUAUUUGAAAUUGUUAAAUCAUAUAAUUUGAGUUUGCAAAAUAAAUUGGUAGAGAAAACGACGAGUAGGUUUCAGGUAAUUGUAUGUAUAGAGACAGCCAUAAUCAGGGCCAGAAGAUGGCAGCAUUUUGCUGCUGAUUCUGGUUUGUGGGUUCAUUGUUAUCUUCUCUUCUAUAUCAUAUCUUUGUUUAUUUCCAAUUUAGAGUAUAUUCAUGAGCAUUACAUGUA
Messenger RNA from Camellia sinensis, 2815 nucleotides. NCBI's taxonomy places the organism in Eukaryota, Viridiplantae, Streptophyta, Magnoliopsida, Ericales, Theaceae. The record is from RefSeq and is a predicted model, not a curated record.